This is a messenger RNA of Nasonia vitripennis (jewel wasp), 2230 nucleotides long. RefSeq names its product cyclin-dependent kinase inhibitor 1B. Gene Ontology annotation, molecular function: cyclin-dependent protein serine/threonine kinase inhibitor activity. Bases 1234 to 1605 code for a protein of 123 amino acids. Gene Ontology annotation, biological process: regulation of cell cycle. The record is from RefSeq and is a predicted model, not a curated record. Gene Ontology annotation, cellular component: nucleus. The transcript is spliced from 4 exons. NCBI's taxonomy places the organism in Eukaryota, Metazoa, Arthropoda, Insecta, Hymenoptera, Pteromalidae.
CGUGCCGUGUGCAGUUAAGCAACUGCAGUUUUCAUUCGUUCGUCCGACAGUAUAAGUAGUAGAGUUGCAGUCGUCGAUUCUGAGCAAAAACUCUGUACAGCACCGCAAUGCAUACAAAUUGCAAUAAUCAUCAUCAUCGUCCGAUGGCGAUGUGCAUGAAAAAAAAAAGAAGUCUCUAAUAAUACGCGCACGUGAGAAUUUCCUUUAUUCCCACAUACAAGCCGCGCUGAAACCAUUGUACGCGCAUCGAGGGCGAAAGAAGGAGCUUCUGAUCCCACGAUCGCGCGGCGGAGAUUCGCAGACGAGAUUCGCGUGGCAGAGGGAAGUAAAAAUCUGCUCUUUCCGUUUAACGUUAAAAAAAAAUUCAUCAAAUCAUAACGGCGGCGCGUCUGUUAUUCAUUCGCGCCUCGCGCGAGCGACGAAAUUUCGCAUUCGGAAGUCCCGCAAUAAACACAACACCGAGUGCAUAUAGAACGCGCGGCAAACAGUCGGAGCUACUAUACGGACGGACGUGUGGAAUGGGUCGGCGACUGCACGAGAGGCCAGUGCGCGUAUGCGUUAUACAGCCGCGGCGCGAGUUGAACGGCCUCGUAAUAAAAUGAUCAGUGGACCGCUACCCGCUGCUGCGGAGCGAAGCGCAUACAGUGCACUCGGCGUUGCACACUAGGCGAGCGACUACAAACCGAGAUCAACGACUCUCCGCUGCGGGUUAUGAAUGAGGAUUGUUGCGCUUUGUUUCCUCGUUUCGCGUCGGUUUAAAACGAUAGCCCCGAUUAAUAAGAAACGAAGAAUUACACUCUUAUCGACUACGCGCACACUCGUACGUUUUCUAUCCCACAGCACAGCGAGACGGGAGAGCUGUCUCUCGGAAUGCGCACUUUCAACAUCGUCGAGUUCUUCCUCUCUCUCUCUCUCUCUCUCUACGAGCGCGCGCAGACAACAGUGCAGCGCUUCAGUUGCACUCUCCGGCGAGGAGCUAAGCGCGGAGUGUACGUAUUAUGUGCGGUAGUGGGGACGGCUGCGGUAACGGCAUCGGAGAGUUUAAAAGGAUUACGCGAUACUGACUUUGACGCUAGGCUAGUUUAUCUCCGUUAGUUAACCGGUGCAGUACUGAGAGGACGCGCUGAGAGGACGCGCUGAGAGGACGCGCUGAGAGGAAGAAGGUACGCUUUGGCUCUGUGAAGUUUCGCGAGUGUGGAACGAUGCGCGGGAGGCUGUAGGGACGGUUCGACGAUGUUGAGAGCCCGGCUCGCGAUGGCAGAUAGGAAUCCCGACAGUCAGGAGGCGAGGAUCAAGGGCAAGCACUGCAGACGUUUAAACUUCGGCGACGACGCGAACGACGACAGCCUGCCGAGCAAGGAGGAGAUCGAGCGUAAAUUCGCCGAGGAGAUGGACAAGCACCAGAAGGAGAAACAAGCCAAAUGGAACUUCGACUUCAAGCAGGGCCGCCCACUGGAAGGCCGCUGGGAGUGGGAGCGACUGGACAGCAACAACGAAGUGACCAACGCUCGCAACACCGGCAACUCGUCGAGAGCAGCAGCCCCUGGAAACUCGGAUGCGCGAUCUGGUCGAGCGCAGGGGGAUGCAGCGAACCAGGCGCCCUGAAACCGCCACGAUGCAGUCGUCCUCUCGGAGGAUCUCUCGCGGACGGAUUCUACCGCGUGCAAUUUCUUACUUUUUUUUUACUCUCUAUCGUCGCAUCGACGAGGCCGACUGAAGUUUAAGGGAAUGGACGAGACGAGCCUUUUUGAAAAGCUAUUGUGUACUCGAUUUUUUCGAUGAUUAUUAUUGCUAUUACGAUAUUGCGUUAUAUGGAAGGGAGAAAUAAGCUGGUUUGAGAUUCUUAUUUUGUAGCUGGUGUAUCAUUGGCGCGAAGUGAUUUUUGAUGAUUUUUAAUUCGAACAACAAUUGGCAACAAACUCUAGUCAACGGCAAUAUUCGCAUAGAACGACACAGGAUGUUGACGAUAUUAUCCGUGGCAAUUACGACUAAGCGAGAUGAAAUUAUUUAUUAGGCGAGGAAUAGAUUGAUAUUUAUACCAUAUGUGAUAUGUGCGAUUUUUUUUAUUUACCUUAAUUACUGUAACUCUGUAUUCAAAUUGCUAUACGCGAACGCAGCUUACAAGAGCGCGAAGAUCAUUUUGUAAAUAAAACGGUAACUGCUGUACGUUAUGUGCAUAUUUUGAAAAAAAGCACUGAAUAAAUUUCGAGAUUAUAUGCACCCUAAAAAA